CUCUCUUCUCUAUUACAGGAGAAAAAGUGAUGGGUUGCAAGAAAAGCAAAGUCGAGGUAAGGCUGCUCACGUUUCCUUUUGUCCUUUUACCUGGGAUAAAGAAUAUGGCGGCACUGGCAUUGGAGGGUGUGAGAGUUCAGGGCAAAAUGGAUGGAAGGCCAGGAUCAAACACCUUGGCCCAUGGAGCUCUACUUACAUAUAUGAGACAGAUAAUUACACACACACUUUGUACUGAUACAACAAAUUCUACGCAAUUGGCACUUUCAUCCUUAAUUAAUGGCCACAAAAUACAUUUUUUCAUACCUUGGAUUUUGCAGUAUAAUGGCAGAAUAUUUUUGACCACAAUGAAUAUAUGAGAAACAAUCAUCUGAACUGGUGGGGGAGUGUGCUUAUAAAAAAUAUUAGAACUUAAUUUUUUCUUUCUGCAGAACUCUGUUCUUUCUAUUGAGCAUGAAAAUGCUUUUGUGGAGAUUCUAGAGAUCACCGAUGUGCGUGACUCUUUGGUGGAGUUUACUGCCACAAUAGAGCUGCCCGACCACCUGGCACAGCCAUCGUUCCUAGGUAAGUGUGAGCAAUACUAAAAAGCACAUUUUAAUUUCCAAAAUUAGAGUUGCACAUCCGGGAAACCAAUUUUAGUUCUGAUAAGGACCCCACUGCCAGAUAAUAAUGACAUCUGUGGUGUUUUUAUUCUUGUAGAAUCUCCACUUCCUGCUGGGUAUGAAGAGGACCCUGGCUCUUCCCACAACAUCGGAGGGGCCAUUCCUCUUCAUGAGCCUGAGGCUGAGCCAGCAGAGACUAUCCCCAGGGAUACAGCCAGCCCCACCAAUUUCAACUGUCUUUCAUUCGUAAGUACAUUGUAUGGGUGUGAAAUAUAUACAAACACACACAUGUAAUUGUUGGAUUCUUACUAUGCUUUACCUCUGUAGGAUGCCAAGGUGGAGGUCCCUGGGGUAGUUAUUACUUCAGAGGCCCUGGUGAAGAUUUGCGUGAAAGCAAAUAAACAUGUACCACCAUAUGAACCACCAGCGAUGCCAUUUUUAUUGGGUAAGUUGGAUCGGACACCUUGAAAUUUAUGAUAUGGUUACUCAUAUUAUUCUUAGUGCAUUUAUGGGAAUUGUAUGGACAUUUAUGUUUCAUUACAAUAGGAUACUUAUAUAUUUAUAUAGGAGAGUAUUUAUACUUUUUAUAAAGUGUAGGUCUAAUAUUGUUAUAUUGUAAUAAACGGUAUCAUCAUGUUGAGACUAUAUUGUUCCAUUUCUGCUUUCAUUUCAGAAGCUCCUGAUUGUGAUGCUGGCACGUCCAAUAACAGCGGACACAUUGUUCCCAAUCAGGAGCAAGAGUCUGAGCCAAAGGAAGAUAAUUCCACCUCUUCCAGUCUUCCAUCAGAACUCAACAUCUCUGAAUUUGGCUCAGAUGUUGCCAAUAAAAUACAGGGCGCAGAAGGACCAUCUACCAGCCCUGUUGAGCCCGGAUCUCCCUCACUUGAUCAAUUCAACCUGGGUCAAGUGUUGGGAGAAGGAGGAUUUGGGAAGGUAUUCCUAGCCGAGCACAAGAACACCGAAGUGCUAUAUGCCAUCAAGGCCCUGAAAAAAGAACACGUUUUGGAAAAGGGCAAUUUGGACAGUGUCUUCCAUGAGAAGGAAAUCCUCCAGACGGUAAGUUCUUCUAACCACCCGUUCCUAGUGUCAUUACAUGGAACCUUCCAGACGGCGUCUCACCUGUUCUACGUCAUGGAAUAUCUACCUGGAGGGGACAUGUUUGACUUCAUAAGAUCAGUGGAACUAGAAGAACCGGACGUCAUGUAAGUAGAAUGGGAAUCACCUUAAUUCUCACACAUAUUAUCUUAUAUAUCAAAAAAAAAAUAUUAAACUAACUGAAUAUUAUUUUUUUUCUCUAUUCAGGUUUUACACCGCAUGCGUUGUCCUUGGCCUGGAGGCAUUACAUCAGCUUGGCAUUGUCCAUAGGUAAGCAUUAAUAACACUAAAAUCAUCUUUAUUUCCAGAUGGAAGUGGUAAUACUACUAAUUUAGCUUAUAGCACUGUAAUAAUUUGCUUGAUGUUAUUAUAAGGAUUAUAUAUGUAUAACUACUAAACUAUUGACUUGCUUUUAAUUCAGAGAUCUAAAGCUGGAGAAUUUGCUUUUGGACCGGGAUGGCUACCUUAAGAUCGUAGACUUCGGCCUCAGCAAAGACAGUAAGUGUUGCUUAUAAUUCUGGAGCAUACAGGGGAUAAGAUCAGAUUAUUAGGUAUUAUUACAUUUAGAUAUAGUGUUAUAUGUAAGUGGCAUAAACAGAUCUGAGUGGGUGUGUAGUUUGGAAGCAAGCAGUUAAGAAAAGUUUCUCAUUACUUAACAUUAGGGUCCCAGGUCUGCAGUUUCCUCACAGUGUUUUUUGUGUUUAAGGAUUUGGAUACAGCGACCGCACUAACACCAUGUGCGGCACAAGAACAUACAUGGCCCCGGAGAUCUAUCUGAAACUUGGAUACGGCAUGGCCGCUGACUGGUGGGCCCUAGGAAUUACUGUUUACAUCAUGCUCCUGUAUGAGGUAAGCACAAUUCCUAAAUUAUCAACUUACAUUGGGGAAUCAUUGCCAUUGGCGUUUUAUAAUGUGACUAAACAUAGUGUAAUAAUAUGAUUAAGUAUAAUACAUAUUAUAAUCUCCAUAUUUACAAGCAUUACUUCCUAUACUCUCAGAAAUAAUAUAGCAUGAAUAUUUCUGUGUUUGGCUGAUCUUUACCAGCUGCACAUGAGAGAUGUAGUUCAGUACAGAGCCUGCACUAAGUUGAUAUUGCAACAAAUCUAUUAGUUGGUUCGCUAAAGGAAUAAUUAUUCACUUUCUCAGUUACCAUUCAACAAAAAGGAUCCGGUUGAGCAAAUGAGUAGCAUCCUUUAUGAUGACAUCGAGCUACCGGAAGACCUAUCAGAGGAUGCCUCCACUCUAAUACAAGAAGUAAGUUGGCCCCAGCAAAUCAGUAUCAUGUGCCUUUAGUCACUUGUUAUACUAAGGGCCAUACAUGUUGUAUAGUUAUUAUUAUUAGCAUGAUAUAACAUAUGGCCUUUAGUGUCUUUUAGUGGCAGUUUCAGGCUUUCACUGAACUUUACAAUAUGUAUUACCCGAGUGAGCCCCUUCUAUCCCAAAGGGACAGGCUGUCAAUGUCAGAAGCAGUGGGUACUGAUGUGUUACUGAUAAUGGCUUGUCCCCUAAAUACACAACUUAAUCUCUGGUUCAUAGAAGCAGUUAAUAGUUGUAAAUAUAUCAGCUUAAUUGUAAGGCCAU
This is a messenger RNA of Xenopus tropicalis (tropical clawed frog), 3275 nucleotides long. RefSeq names its product calcium-independent protein kinase C-like. The transcript is spliced from 5 exons. Lineage: Eukaryota; Metazoa; Chordata; Amphibia; Anura; Pipidae. The record is from RefSeq and is a predicted model, not a curated record. Bases 1233 to 1805 code for a protein of 190 amino acids. Gene Ontology annotation, molecular function: protein serine/threonine kinase activity; nucleotide binding; ATP binding.